Molecule: messenger RNA, 1094 nt
Organism: Humulus lupulus (European hop)
Lineage: Eukaryota; Viridiplantae; Streptophyta; Magnoliopsida; Rosales; Cannabaceae
Product: protein TONNEAU 1a-like
Exons: 8
Coding region: 156-956 (266 amino acids)
Molecular function (GO): protein binding
Source: RefSeq, a predicted model, not a curated record
CGUUACUCUCUCCCUCUCUCUCACUCACGUACACAACAACUGCUGAAGCAAAGCACAACAAAACAUCUCUCACAUUCAAAACCAAGAGAGAGAAAGAGGAGAGAGAAAUCAGAGGAGAACAUUUCGAAAUUCUCAGAAAGCUUGAGAAGUAAAAGAUGGAUGAUUACACGAGGGAGAUGAUGGACCUCAAAACCCUAGUUACUCGUACUCUCGAGAAGAAGGGCGUCCUUGCCAAGAUCCGGGCUGAGUUGAGGGCAAGUGUGUUUGAGGCAAUUGAAGAAGAGGAUCGUGUUGUUGAGAAGGAAGAUGGUGUGCCUCCUGCUUUGCUUGGGAGCUGUAAUGAUCGUGCCAAACAACUUCACGCGUCACCUUCAGGGAGGUUGCUGACUGCAUUGAUAUGUGAAUACUUAGAGUGGGCACAACUAAAUCACACAAUGAAAGUUUACCUUCCCGAGUGUAAUUUGCAAAAAGACUUCUGGAAAACCGAAUUGAAGGAAUUUAGUAGCAAAAAUGGGUAUGAUCUUAACAGAAAUGGAGAUAGUGGUCCUUUGCUUUUGGACGUGCUUGAAGGAUUCUUGAAAUUUGAGAAUUUGUCCCAAGCAAGGGGUACUGGAAGAAAGCUAACCACUUCAGAAACAGAGUCCUUAUCCAGUCUAGAUUCUCGAAGUAGUCGUAGACCUUCUUCAUCAUCUGUUGCUGGGGGCCUCCCUCCACUAGGAAGGCCUCUUCCUGCUUCCCAGGCAUCUGAUAGGAGAGGUGGGUCUUCCAUGUCCAGUUACAGGAAAGACGAUUAUAAUUGGAGAUAUGACAGUGAUGAACUUCCGGAGGAAGUAAUUCGAGCUUCGUCUGCCUUGGAAAACCUUCAGCUAGAUAGAAAAGCUCGAAAUCUAACUACGUCUUGGCGGCAUGCAGGAGAUGGAAUGAGUGAGGAUGAUAGCAGGUCUGACCAUAUGUAGCCGAGUGAUUAUAACAUUGUAUUGUUGCACUUGUAUUUUUCUGUAUUGUUAUUGCCUCGUCAAAAAUGAUGAUUUAAUGAUAGGCAUGUUAUGUAAGUUUCCAACGUGAUUUAGAGCUUUGUUUGAGUGUCUUAGUUC